Varanus komodoensis (Komodo dragon) is the source of this 1896-nucleotide messenger RNA. Its product is annotated as aryl-hydrocarbon-interacting protein-like 1. The record is from RefSeq and is a predicted model, not a curated record. Gene Ontology annotation, molecular function: peptidyl-prolyl cis-trans isomerase activity; protein binding. The transcript is spliced from 6 exons. The coding region runs from base 1 to 1896 and encodes 631 amino acids. Lineage: Eukaryota; Metazoa; Chordata; Lepidosauria; Squamata; Varanidae.
AUGGAAGAAACAUACCUACUUAAUGUCGAAGGAGUCAAGAAAAAGAUUUUACAUGGAGGCUAUGGGGGGCUGCCACAUUUCCAAGAUGGGAGCAAGGUCACGUUCCACUUCCAGACGCUGAAGGACAACUUCGAGCGGACAGUGAUAGACGACAGCCGAAGGGCUGGCGUCCCCAUGGAGAUUAUUGUGGGGAAGAUGUUCAAAAUCGAGGUCUGGGAGACCCUGUUGACUUCCAUGAGGAUCGGUGAGGUGGCCGAGUACUGGUGUGAUGCUAUUCACACGGGCAUGUAUGCCCUCGUCUCCAAGGGCAUGAGGAAAAUUGCCGAGGGGAGAGACCCCCUGGAGGGGCAGAAGCACCGCUGUGGGAUGGGCAACAUGUUUGACUACCACAGCACGGGCUAUGCAGACCUGGACGACCUGCAGAGGGAGCCUCAGCCCCUCAUCUUCAUUAUGGAGCUGUUCAAAGUGGAAGACCCUUCCUCCUACAAACGGGAUACCUGGGCCAUGAGCAAGGAUGAGAAGCUGCUGGCAGUGCCCAAGCUUCACACAGAGGGCAACCGGCUGGUUCUCUCCAGGAAAUUCAAGGAAGCAGCUGAGAAGUACCAGGAAGCUGUCAUCUGUUUGCGCAAUGUCCAGGCCAAAGAGAAGCCACAGGAGGAGGAGUGGGUCAAGCUGGAGAAUCUCAUCACGCCACUCGUGCUGAACUAUUGCCAGUGCCAGCUGGAGCUGGGGGAGUAUUAUGAGGUCUUGGAGCACACCACGGACCUCCUCCAGAAGAACAGCAAAAACGUUAAGGCAUACUUCAAGCGAGCGAAGGCCCACGCGGCCAUCUGGAACGAAAAGGAGGCUCGUGAGGACUUCAUGCGGGUGGCUUACCUGGACCCAUCCCUGGCAGCCGCUGUGAGGAAAGAGUUGAAGAUCCUGGGGGAACGGAUGAGGCAGAAGCACGUGGAAGAGCGCAAGCGGUACCAGGGUCUCUUCCAGCAACCUCUCCAUAAAAAGGAAACGGAGCAGAGCAGGGCUGCGGAGACCGGAGAGCUCCCCAAGGGGAAAGAGCCGCUGCCUGGCUGUAGCCUCGGGAGGGCAGAGAUGGAGGGAAAUGACCCAGAAGCCAACGAGCCUAAAAAGAGGGGUGAAAUCGGGGCAGGUAGUGGAGAACCGGAGCCAGGGAGUGUAGAGGAGGAAAAGGGAGGCAUCCUAGUGGGGCGGGAAAUGGGCAACAAGGACUUUGCCUCUCCAGAAGAGAUCAGGAUGACUGCGCAGGUCGAAAGCGAGGUACGUGACCAAGGGACGGCACCGAACUAUUCUGCACAUAAUGGCACAGAAGGUGAAAGCUCCUGCCGCAGGCAGCAGCCGGACGUUGGGCAACAGGGGGCUGAUCGGGAGGGGGGCAAUGCCGAAGACUCUUGCAGCCAGAAAGACGCUGCCGGCUUUGCGAGGCCAAAGGAAGAUGGAGAAAGGAGAACCGGCUGUGGGGGGUUUGAGGAGGCUGUGGGGGGAGCUGCUGGAAGCGCCAUGAUCAGCAGAGGGGGCGGGCCUGUGGAAGGCCCCUGUGGGCCCGGGCAGUGCCCCACAACCCAGGAUUCCAGCGGAAAGAGAGAAGAAUGUGAAGAGUGUGGGGAGGUUGGAACUCCCGCUGGGGUCCUUCCUAGGACACAAGACCAGGCAGCCCGUGGCCCGGAGGAUGUUGCCGAAGGAGCGAGAGGGAAAAGCGCUGGGCGAGGCAGCGAAGGCGGUGGCAUCCAGCCGCUCUGCGAAGGCUCCGGGAGAGAGGCGAAGGGGGCGGCUGCAGAACUGCAGCUGCGGGAAGCUGCUGGUUCAGACUGGGGGAGCCCUGGAGGAUGGCGAGAACGUGCCUCUGGAGGGAAGGACAAAAUGGGGGACGAAAUGGAGUGA